Molecule: messenger RNA, 849 nt
Organism: Perkinsus marinus ATCC 50983
Lineage: Eukaryota; Perkinsozoa; Perkinsida; Perkinsidae
Exons: 4
Coding region: 1-849 (282 amino acids)
Source: RefSeq, a predicted model, not a curated record
AUGCGAAUCUUCGGCCUGUUCCACCUCAACCUGAAUGUCAUCGCUUCCGUGCUGGAAUGCAUCAUUAUAGAGUACCUUAGCCGUACGGGCUCUCGCAACACCUGUGAGGUUCCAGGCUGUGGUAGAGUCCCUCGCAAGUCUUCCGAUUCCGCCCGGGCUAGGUUCUGCACUCGCCACGGUGGGGGUCGGCCCUGUCACUAUCCAGGUUGUCAAGUGGCUGCUAGAGGCCUUCUAGGCUUCUGUUACCGUCAUCGUCAUUAUGCCAACAGCUCGGCUUAUGGUAACGGUGUGGAUGGCAAGGCGAUGCCUACUCCGACGCCAGAGGCCACUGAAAGCGAGAUUAGAGCUGCUCGGCUGGAGAACUAUGUUCCUGUUCCGAGUUGUGUCGACUCAGUGGAGCUGGCCGCUCUCACUUACAUAGCAUCAACUCUGAAGGCUAGCGAGGCUGCAACUGCUGAGGGUAACAGUCAAGGAGAAUCUUCUAACACGGCUUCAACCACAGCAGCCAUUCAAGAUAGCACAGGGAGCAGCACUGCCUCCCCCCUGGCGACUCCCGUGUCACCUUACUCAGCAACGACCUCGCAGAGCCCUCUGUUGAGCAGUAGUCAGGAACAGACUUUGGUUGAAACGGGAACAUCCCCAGUUACCACGCCUAGUGGGGGUGAUGCUAUGGAGGCGGCCUUUGCAGCUCAUUCCAGUGCGGCUUGUGAUAUCGAUGAGCUGUUCUCUAUUCCUACGAUUCCUUCUCCUAUAUUUAAGCCGGCCAUGGCUGCUGCUUCCGGUCCCCUAGAUGUGGCCCCCUGCCCUAUGGAUACUGAAGAUGAGUCUGCAGUUAUGGGAAGACUGUGA